Messenger RNA from Melampsora larici-populina 98AG31, 414 nucleotides. RefSeq lists its product as uncharacterized. The record is from RefSeq and is a predicted model, not a curated record. Lineage: Eukaryota; Fungi; Basidiomycota; Pucciniomycetes; Pucciniales; Melampsoraceae. The annotation marks the transcript as partial. The transcript has 2 exons. Gene Ontology annotation, molecular function: ATP-dependent chromatin remodeler activity; ATP binding.
ACCACUCUUUUGAUAUGUCCUACUAGCCUCAUGGACAACUGGGAAGAGGAGGUUGGAAAACACACUAGAAAAAACAGCUUGAAAGUCUUGCGCUGGCAUGGCACCAACAGAUUCAAAAUACCUCUACGUGAUAUCCACUCAGCCGACAUUGUCAUUACAACCCCAAAAACACUUAUGUAUGACCAACGGCUUGGUGGAUCAACCCGGGUUCCUUUUACAACCAGAUGGUACAGGGUGGUCAUUGAUGAAGCUCAUGUAAUUCGUAAUGAAACCGCCUCCCAUGCAGUCCUCACCUCUUUGGAAUCAGUCAACCGGCUCUGUCUCACUGGUACUCCGCUCCAUAACAGAAUUGGCGACUUGCACAUGCUCUUCAAAUUUCUGCACAUCAAACCUUUUCAAGAAGACUCAGUAUGG